UGUCAGUUAACAAUGGGGGCUUGACAGUUGGUGCUGUUCGGUAUGGAGGUAGGUGCUGAGAGUCAGCAGCAACUGCGGCCUUUCGGCAGUGAACACAGUCUCCUAUCCAGGCCCGAUGGCUCGGCCUGUUUCACUCAAGGGGACACGACAGUCCUGGCUGCAGUGUAUGGACCAGCAGAGGUAAAAGUCAGCAAAGAGAUCUUUGACAAGGCCACGCUAGAUGUCCUCCUAAAGCCAAAAGUUGGAUUGCCAAGUGUCUCUGAGAAGAGCAAGGAACAGAUGAUUCGAAACACAUGCGAAGCCACCAUCCUGACUGCUCUCCAUCCACGCUCUUCCAUCACAGUUGUGCUGCAAGUCAUACAUGACUCUGGAUCUCUACUAUCUUGCUGUCUGAAUGCAGCCUGCAUGGCUUUAAUGGACGCUGGGCUGCCGAUGAAAAGUGUUUUCUGUGGCGUCACAUGUGUGAUUGACUCCAAUGGAGACAUCCUUUUAGAUCCAACGACGAAGAUGGAGAAGGAGGCUGCUGCUGUUCUGACAUUCUCCAUUGACAGUGUCAAGAAGCAAUUGCUGAUGUCAUCCACAAAAGGGUCAUACUCUGUUGAAGAGCUCCAACAGUGUGUUGCAAUGUGCCAGAAAGCAGCAGAGAAAAUCUUCCAAUUCUACAGGGAUUCGGUGAGCAGGAAAUACUCGAAAAUGAGCGACUAGAGGCGGGAGCAGUAAAGUGAUAAGGACCUUUCAGGAAAGCCAAGAGCCCUCCAGUUCAGAAUGAAGCCAACAGACAGUCUCUGGUGGAGAGCGUUGAAUAUUCUCUGCUUGUAUCAUGGUCAUGAGCCCUCCGUGAUCACUGUUGGUCAAUCCUGUGAAUAUCUGUGGGUAUUCUGAGCUGGUCUGAGAGAAUUAGUAACUCUCAGCUGUUUCAGCACUGUAGUGCAUUACACGCUGUAAGCCAGAUACAUGCUUUGCAAGUGUAUAAGAGUCAGGAAGGAGUAACUUUUUUUUAAAAUAAAGUUUAAUGCUUAAGAA
This is a messenger RNA of Rhincodon typus (whale shark), 1023 nucleotides long. RefSeq names its product exosome component 5 (gene exosc5). Bases 43 to 705 code for a protein of 220 amino acids. The record is from RefSeq and is a predicted model, not a curated record. Lineage: Eukaryota; Metazoa; Chordata; Chondrichthyes; Orectolobiformes; Rhincodontidae. The transcript has 6 exons. Gene Ontology annotation, cellular component: nucleolus; nuclear exosome (RNase complex); cytoplasmic exosome (RNase complex). Gene Ontology annotation, biological process: nuclear mRNA surveillance; poly(A)-dependent snoRNA 3'-end processing; U4 snRNA 3'-end processing.